UUGGCUUCCGAUUCCAGGCCUUCUGGUGGAGAUGCAUCGUUAAUAGGUUCAGAGACCAAAUGUCCAACUCCCUGUCUGUGCAGCUAUGAAUACAAUGAUGAGUACAACAUCUUCUGCAGCUCCCGAAAUCUUUCCCGGAUUCCUGAACAACUUCCCACUAAUGUUCGAUCUUUAUGGCUGGAUGGCAACAACCUCACCAUGCUGCCAAAGGAAGCGUUCAAAAAUUUGUCUCAGCUCGAUUUUCUCAACUUGCAGAGCAGCCAGUUGAAUAACUUGGAGCAGCACUCCUUCCAUGGGCUAAAAGCUUUGGCCCACCUACACUUGGAAAGGAACUUGUUGAAGUUUCUGGCUCCCAACACUUUUCUUCACACUCAGAAUUUGGUGUCUUUGAGUCUUAACAACAAUUACUUCACGAAGAUCGAAGAUGGUUUGUUUUCUGGACUUUCAAACCUUUGGUACCUGAAUUUGGGUUGGAAUUCACUUGUGGUACUCCCAGACACAGUGUUCCAUGACCUGCCAAAUCUUCGAGAACUUAUAUUGGCUGGGAACCGAUUGACCUAUCUUCACCCUCCGCUAUUUCUCAGUCUGGUUGAGCUCAAGGAACUGGAUUUAAGUGGGAACCUUCUGAGAGGAAUAAAGGCUCACAUUUUCACAAAGCUGCACAAGCUCCAAAAACUGUAUCUCAACCACAACAUUAUUUCUACAAUUGCUCCAAGAGCUUUUGUGGGCAUGAAAUCUCUCCGCUGGCUAGAUUUGUCUCAUAAUCGUUUGUCAGCUCUAUCCGAAGACACCUUUGUUGGGUUGUUGAGCCUUCAUGUUUUGAGAUUAUCCAACAAUUCCCUUACAAGUCUUAGGCCUAGGGUUUUCAAAGAUCUCCAAUUUUUAGAGGAGUUAAAUCUUGGGCAUAAUAAAAUUAAAAGUCUUACCGAAAGGGCAUUUGAUGGCUUGGGGCAACUAGAAUUUCUGUCUUUAAACCACAACAGUAUUCAAGAGAUUCGUUCUGGGGCAUUUUCUGGACUUCUCAGUGUGGCAGUUAUGAACCUUUCUGGGAACUGUCUCAAAACUCUCCAAGAAAAUUCUUUUAGAGGUCUUGGCAAGCUUCACAGCUUGCACUUGGAAAACAGUUGUCUCAACAAAAUCAAGCCACUUAUGUUCUCAGGUCUUUCAAAUCUCCGUAGACUCUUUCUCCAGCGAAAUGAAAUUUCAUUUAUAGAUGAUAACAGCUUUUCUGACCUUCAAGAUCUGCUAGAACUUGACCUCCCGGCUUAA
Staurois parvus is the source of this 1269-nucleotide messenger RNA. The record is from the annotation of a GenBank genome assembly. Lineage: Eukaryota; Metazoa; Chordata; Amphibia; Anura; Ranidae.